AAAUCCUAUAGAAAAAAUGUGUGAGAUAUUAGGAGGUAAUUAUCUAUUUUUGUGAUAUAUCUCUAUGAAAGAAUACAAUUUUCAUCUAAAAUGUUUGAACCACAAUCUUUUUUAAAAAGUGUUAUGUGCUAAGGAAGUGAUAGAUAAAUUGUUCAAAAACUCUAUUCUUUGGGCUUUCACUAGCAUAUAAAUAAAGCCCAGUUAACGAGAAAUUCAAUGAGAGGCCGCGCAGUUUUGUACCAAAACCUGGAAACGACACGGUGUUUAUCAUCAGCACCUCCCUUAUAUAAAAAAAAAACUUUGCGCAAAUUGGGAAUCUUGGGGAUUCAACAAAUUCGUUUCCUUUCGUAAAAUUCCCUCUUCGUUUGAGCUCUUUGACGUUGGGCACAACCAGAUUCCACCAUGGAUCUUUCCAUCGUCAAGCUCCUUGAAGAAGACGACAAGGGUGACACUAAGCAUUCCGAAGAUGAAUUGAACAUGUUUCAGGAAGCUCUGAUUCGAGAUAUCGAAGGAAUACAUCAUCCUCAGUGUACGAAACUACCAAAGAUGAGUAGCCAACAGGCUCGUGGAGUGGAACAUGGUCUUAUACCAGCACGAGUUUCUGAUUUGCUUCGUAUCUUAACAGACCUCAACAAAGAUAGAAAGAAUCAAUUUGAAAACCUGUAUUGUAAACUCAAGAGAAAAGAAAUUACAACAGAUAGGCUCAUACGACAUCUGAAGGUUGCUGUUGGUGAUCAGAUGAUCAGAUCAGUUAUUAGCAAACUGCAUCA
Messenger RNA from Camelina sativa (false flax), 770 nucleotides. NCBI's taxonomy places the organism in Eukaryota, Viridiplantae, Streptophyta, Magnoliopsida, Brassicales, Brassicaceae. The record is from RefSeq and is a predicted model, not a curated record.